Oldenlandia corymbosa var. corymbosa is the source of this 7092-nucleotide messenger RNA. NCBI's taxonomy places the organism in Eukaryota, Viridiplantae, Streptophyta, Magnoliopsida, Gentianales, Rubiaceae. The record is from the annotation of a GenBank genome assembly.
AAAUGUCGAUCUAGGUUUCACAGGUUCAAAAUUCACGUGGUCAAGGGGUCGUUGUCAUGUUAGGUUGGACAGAGCUUUAGUCAAUGAGGAGUGGGAGCUAGUUUUAUGAAAACAACGGUUACCAACCUGCCUCGUGUGGCGUCGAUCAUUCGCCGAUAUUGGUCAGCAUAAAAGAGAUUACUGGCCAAGCUCCUAUACCCAAACAGUUCGAGAUAUCUAGUAAUGUGGGAAUCUCACACUAAGUGGCAUAAGUGGUUGAAGGAAGCUGGUGCAAAGAGCGUAGUUUACAGGAGGCGCAAGACAUCUUAGUCGCGAGAAUCCAGGAAGUUUGACAUUUGGUUAAGCGUAAAACGAGUUUUGGCAAGAUUCAAUUCUAAGCUAAACCCAUUCAACUGCAGUCAAAAUGAGCCUGCGUUGAUAGAAAGAGAGCUCUUUUCAUGAAACUAGAAAUAUCGUAAUAGAAGAAUCGAAUAAGGCCCAAAACUCCCAUUUCUUUCUUUGGUCAACAACCAAGAAAAGCUUUCGUUUAGUUCUAAGUCUCUCUUUUUUGGGGAGCGGAGCAUCAAAGAAUGAAACAAAGCAAAUGAUUGUUCUAGAAUGGCUAUUCCUCACAAUUGCUCCUUGUGAUGCAGCGGAACCAUGGCAAUUAGGAUCUCAAGACGCAGCAACACCUAUGAUGCAAGGAAUAAUAGACUUACAUCACGAUAUCUUUUCUUUCUCAUUCAGAUUUUGGUUUUCGUAUCAUGGAUCUUGGUUCGCACUUUAUGGCAUUUCCACUAUAAAAAAAUCCAAUCCCGCAAAGGAUUGUUCAUGGAACUACUAUCGAGAUUCUUUGGACUAUAUUUCCUAGUAUCAUCCUGAUGUUCAUUGCUAUACCAUCAUUUGCUCUAUUAUAUUCAAUGGACGAGGUAGUAGUAGAUCCGGCCAUUACUAUCAAAGCUAUUGGACAUCAAUGGUAUCGGAGUGCGCCCUUCACGAGGGUGAUUUAAGUGCAACGAAAUGCCUUAAAGUUGAAUAGGGUUCGCGAAGUAUCGGCUUACUUGGUAAUCUCCCAUUCCCGCCGUCGAGAGACUUUAAUAACUAUAGCAUGCCGAAACGGGAGUUGAGGUGGUUAGACUUAUACCCCGAAAUGCUCCCAGCAUAGGAGCCUAUGGUUCCAUUAUGGUUGUUCUUUGGAGGUACACAUCCCUCUUCUCGGUGUGGAACGAUAUACGAGAAAUAGAUGCUCAGCCUGCAAUGUCCGAUAACGGCGCUGAAGUAGUGAAUCUAUCGGCACCAUAGCAGUGGCAUACAACUUUGGACCUAACGGCCAGCCUAGUAACCUUUCGGAAUGGGGAUCCCGUUGGCAACAACCACGGUAGUAGUUGCGGAACUCUGGGCCGGAGAGGACACCUGUUGUUCCUGCUCCUCUUUCUUCGCUUCGGGGACGGAGGUCCUACGGUAGGUAACAGCAGGCACAAGCAACUUGACCGAAGGGGACCAGCGCUUCUACUCCUCCACCGAGGACAGCGAGAAGGAAGGGAUGUCGUGAACGGUGAGAGGUCACAGAGAAUUUACCUAUACCUAUUCAUAGAGUGAUCCUAUGAUCGAUACAGGAUAUAGACUAUCCCUUUCUUUAUUCUAUUCUUUUUCUGAAAAAAAGAUGAGCCUUUACUAGGUUGGGGCUAUGAAGCUUACCUUAUUAUUAGAGAAAGGGAGAAUGGAAACGGGAUCAAACGGAGACAUAAAAAAAUGAAAAGAAGGGUGACUCCACUUCUCAACUAGAGUUGGGGUGAGACUGUUGGCAUAAUGCACGCUGGAACGUGGGAAUUCGCUUUCCGUGGUGAACUGGUCGUUCCAUACCUUCGCCUGUCGAUAUGUGUGGAACCAAACCAGGGCUUUUCGGUUCCAGCCUCCCCUCAAAUACAUAGUCUAGGUAGGGCUGGGUGAGAAAGGGUUCCUGUUGCCAAUAAACUUUCCCCACCUUUGAUUUGAUUACCCUUACUCAUAAAGGGUUUUACGGCCGGGAGAACUAAAGAAAAAUAGUGUUCUUUCUAAGAGUAGGCGUGGAGAGCUUUUGCGAGGAAACUUGCAAGUCAAGUUUGGGGAGGCGGGCGUCGACCCAACCUUAUGAGUAUUCGGACUAUAACAGUUCCGAUGAACAGUCACUCACUUUUGACAGUUAUAUGAUUCCGAAGAUGAUCCGAGUGGGUCAAUCACGUUUAUUAGAAGUUGACAAUAGAGUGGUUGUACCAGCCAAAACUCAUUUACGUAUUAUUGUAACAUCUGCUGAUGUACUUCAUAGUUGGGCUGUACCUUCCUUAGGUGUCAAAUGUGAUCUUUGUACCUGGUCGUUUAAAUCGACCUCUAUUUUGGUACAACGGGAAGGAGUUUACUAUGGUCAGUGCAGUGAGAUUUGUGGAACUAAUCAUGCCUUUAUGCCUAUCGUCGUAGAAGUGUUGAUAGGAAAGAUUAUGGUUCUCGGGUAGAAAAUCAACUAAUCCCACAAACCGAACAAGCUUAAGCGGAAAUGAAAGAGUAGAGUGAGGGAAAGGGUGGAAAGCCACUAAAUUGAAGGUACGAGCUCUCACGCUCCUUUAGUAGACAGCGAGUGGAGUGCAUAAGCCCCUUUAGAGAUAGGGCGAGUACUACACGAGCUCGUAAGUAAAGUACGGAACGAGCCUUGUCUACGAAGCAGAGCGACCUCAUCUUGCUUGCUUCGGCGAAGCUUCUAGCACUAUAUAAUAGGCAUUCGGUAUGGCAGAAUACUACUUUUAGCUCGACCACUACAUAGGAGCGAUAGCGAAACCAAGCCGUAUAAAGGCGAGCAGCUCUUGUAGCAAUAGCAAACGGCCUACUUAUAGCCCUUUUCCCCUUUCUUUGGGGACUUAAACAGGCCUUACAAGCUCAUAAAAUGGCAAUUCUUCACCCUUUACUCAGAAGAAGAAGAACGGAUUGAAGAGGACAGGACAACCGGGAAGAGAAGCGACAUAGUAGAUAUUGAUUUGAACAAAGGAACUGAAACCGGUACAGAAACCAAACAAGAGAUGGAAUUCUAAAUGGAACAGAUAAAACUCUUCAACUAGAAGAAUUCACCUCCCCCACCUUAUUAAGCAAUUAGUCUCACAAGAACUACUAGGCCUCACCUCGGCGGUAAGACCCUUUUUCCGAGAAGGAGCUACUCGCCGAUCAAGCGGAACUCCUCUUCUGUCUUACUAAACCCAAGCUAGUAAUAGGUCUGCUGCCCUCCCCUCGUCCUUGCAGUCUUUUGACUCCCCACUUCACAAGAUAUUUAUUAUAAUCCUAAUGACCCAUUAAUUACUUUUCUAUCUUAUCUUUAGUAAGGUUGCUUUACAUCCAGUGACAUAGAUUCAGCUGCAAAGCGGUAGUUUUAGGACUGGACCGUUGCGUUGACUGUGAGCAGAGAACUCGUCUUUCACCUGCUAGGUCAGCUAGCCUAUUUCGUAGUUGCAGGUGGGAAGGUUAAAUACAGCCUUCGAUCCCGUAAAAGUUCCAAGCUAUGCAAUUGAAGAGAAAAGUCCUAAGCCAAUGUAGUUGCAUUGGUAAAAAAACCCCUGGAAUUGCUUUACUUCGCCUCUCAUUACUUCAAUUGGCGUGUAUCACGAGUGUAGGAUUCCUUUUCAUGUUACAGUUUAGCAUCCCCAUAGCUUUAGUUCUCGUAUGUUUAGUGAGGAGAUGAUAAUUUAACAGCAAAGAUAGAAGCAGUGGAUUGGCCACAAAACCUCUUCUCUUUCUCAACGAGAAAAUAAAGAGAAAGGAAAAAGCAGAACUCGCAUCUGCUUCCUAAGGAAAGUAAGUAAGCUAAUUUCUUGAAAAGUUCUUUCGAUCCGGAAAGUGGAUUGACAAAAGAGAUUAGAGAUAGGUAAGAUUUUUCCAUGAUUAGAGAGAUGAGAUAGGACAGGAUAAGCUAGGGCCAGUUCCGGUCUCCUUAUGCUGUAACAAGUGUUGGAGCGAAGGUAUUUUCCAAGUUCUUCUCUAUCGACUACCAAGCAGUUGAUUAUGUAACAGUGCUUAGCUUAUACUUAUAGUAAGCACUAUAUUGAUCUUUCUUCUUUCUUAACUUAAGAGCUCUAUAGCGCCUUAGAAUGCGCCUUCUGUACCUCAUGUGUGUCGUUAAACGUUGGUUUCUCAGUAAGAAGGUACGUAGUUACUCGUACGAAGUCACUAACCUGGUUAGGUCUAGGCUUGCCUCUAGAUCCUUACGUGACGUGAAAGGCCUCGCCCGAAAGCGAGUGACAUAGUCAAUUACAUCGACCCUCGUUCUUGAUGUAUGACGUAGGUAGCUUCGUCAACAGGAACUCACACCUCUCUACCCACAAUCAGUUCUCUUGCUUGUCUGAACAGGACAGGCGGGGAGGCAUAGAAGGGAGUGGUCAAUUCCCGAACUCCGUAAUCAGUCUUUCGACGCUAGAUCAUUUCUAAGGCUUGUUAUCAUGAGUUUGAUGGUCGAAUGUAGAUCCCCUUAGCCGAGCAUAAAGCAGAACCAUCGAGCUCGAGCACACCGAGCGGCGCAAAGCGAGCAUUAAGGAAAGACAAGCGGAAAGUCAAGCCCCUUGCCCAGACUGAGAGAGCGGGGCCUAGGAGUGGAGCUAGCACCGACCAAACAAAACAAUGGCCAGUAAAAAUCAUUAUCCUUUGAAGUGGAUUUCGUUGAGCAUAAAACCAGGCGAAGAGUCUAAUUACUGCUUUUCGUUGUUUUACUUUAUAGGGUCAUAGAAAAUAAAAUACAUAAAGCCGCUAUGUUUCCUUCAAAGCACAGAUCGGAUUCGUUCACUGCUAAACAAGAGUUCCGAGUCGAUUUGGUCUCAAUCCUUUCUUCUCACUAUAAAUAGGUAAAUCGCACCUUGGUUCUUACGCAGCAUUUUAAACCUUUUUACGACUGUCUUUCCUCAUUGGCUGUAUUGAUGCCAUAAAAGACAGAAAUCGUAACUAUUGAAAUGAAAGAAUCUAAGGAUAUAGGACAGACCCUAUAAAGUAUCUCGUUUCAAAGAACCUGGUGAACUGUGCUUUUCUCUUCUCUUCUAUUCACCUUAGACGGAGAUAUCUCGAGUUGAUCAGCGUAGCGAGACAAUGGAUUAAUGGUAUCAAAGCUAUCCAACAAGGUAGGUAGCAACAUAUUCUAUAGAAGGAUUCCUUUAUUACUUUACCCCUUUUUAUUCGGACUGGGAAUUGGCGAUAGCUUUUCCUCGAGUGAGUCCAUGUAGUGAAUUCUAGUAGUUUUUAUUGCAACUUCUAAUUGCUUUACCUCCUUCGUUCCGUAUGAACCGGCUUCUUCUUCCUUGAGUGCUUUACUAGGGCCUAACAGCUCUUUGAGUGAUCGAGUUCAGUUCACAAGCUUUGAUUCGUGUUUGCCUAGUUCUUUUGCUAAUAAGGCAAUGUCCAUUGAUUCCAGCGAUUAUGAUUUCGGUUAUGACGACAAGGCGCGAAAUCCCUGAAGCAAGGUUAACAUUUCAUAACUUUCUACCACCUUUGCUGUAGAAGGACCGACGCUAAGCGCACUACUCCCAGGCAAGGUCAUAAGAACCUUUGGAAGGCAAUCCAACGAACUUGGAACUACGGUAGCUUACUUACGCAUCUGGGGCUUUAUGAUUAGCUGGUGACUCUAUAAAGGUUAAAAAGAGAUAGCAAGGAGGGACUCCUCUUAACUAGAACAACCAACCUCGCGGCUUCUUUCGCAGUAAUGAAGAGUCAAAAAAUUCCUUUCUUUCGUAUACAACUCGUUUACUCGUGUGACUACGUUUUCUCUUCCCUUAGCCGGAGUAGUGAGUUCCCCCUAGUCUACUUAUAGGCGUAUAGAUCCUCUAAAGGAGUAGCGAAGCGCUCUUCCGUCUAGUAGCAACUCCGAGUUAGUGGCUCUGCCGUGCCUAUAGCAAGGUAUAUUCGGUUAAUGUUAUUUUCUUCAUUCUACGGCUUUAAGGAUUCUUAGUCCGAGGUCUAGGCUAAUUCCUUCGUUUAGUUAGAAUUGCUUUCCUUUCCAUGCUCUGGUAUGAACACUAUAAGGGAUUGAGCUAAGCAAGCAGUACUCUUUGAUCUAGUCUAGCUAUCAAGAAUGAAAGCAAAGUCCUUUCUUUCACAACAAAAAGAACUAUCUAAGACUACCCUAUUGGAAGGCAAUUCACCCUACUAUAUAUAUAUAUAGAAAGAGAGAGCUUCCGAGCAAUACAAGAGCAUUUUCAAAGCAUAAAAUCGCGGGGUGAAACUUGGAAAUAGAUCAAUUCCUUCGUCGCGUAUCCUCGAUUAAUGCAACCUCAUAUGCUAUGUUUCCAUUGUGGAUUCUAGUAUUCAGCGGAAGGUUACGCCUAGAGAGUUCUCUUCGUAUUAUGAGUUAAUACGACUCUACUAGUCCCAAUAGGCUGGUGUUAAGAAAAGAUCUCUUGCAGGAAGGUUGGCUAGAGAUUUCUUGUAAAAACACUAGCCCCGGCCAUUCAUAAUGAGAAUAUGUUAAUCUUUUUUAUUUUAGAUUAGAUUUUUGAUUUUCCUUAUGCACAAUAGGGUGGAGCUGUAUGAGAUGCAAAUCUCACGUACGGUUCUGAAACGAAGGGUUUUAAAAUUGAACGACGACCGUAACGGGUUCUCCAACAAUGGUCUAUGGAACGGUCUAUGCACCUAGAAGGUUCGGAACAGGCUAAAGGGAUAUGCCUCUUCCCUAUGACGAGAAAUCCAACUUCCUCUUCUCAACUUUCAACUUCUUUUAAGUAAUUCUUUAUUCCCCUAAUACUUUCUUUAUUUAGUAAUUAAUUUCUUUCUUUCGGACCUCGAUCAGCGGCCACACUUUGCAUUGCCGCGAAACUAUAUUUUUCUAUCAAUGCUAUUCUUCGUGAGAAGCAGUAAAUAGCUGGAGCUUCUCUACUCUGUCAUUAGGUAGCUGGAUUUUACAGCUAUUUUGUUAUAGGAGGAGAGAAAGAGAUCGAUCUGUCUAUUCAUUUCCUUCCGUCUCCUAUUUAGGUCGGGAGGUGGGCUUGCUCUACCGCUUCCUCAUUAGAAAGCUCGCAGUGGUUCGAUCGAGGAAAGAGAGGAAAAGUGGAAUCCUCCAUCGAACCAGGAUUAGAAGGGCCUACAUCCUUAUUGUUCGGCCUUUGGGCUUACGUGAGU